Messenger RNA from Acanthopagrus latus (yellowfin seabream), 3891 nucleotides. It is a transcript of the gene wasf1, whose product is annotated as WASP family member 1. Gene Ontology annotation, cellular component: lamellipodium; cytoskeleton; SCAR complex. The transcript has 12 exons. Lineage: Eukaryota; Metazoa; Chordata; Actinopteri; Spariformes; Sparidae. Gene Ontology annotation, biological process: positive regulation of Arp2/3 complex-mediated actin nucleation; actin cytoskeleton organization. The record is from RefSeq and is a predicted model, not a curated record. Gene Ontology annotation, molecular function: actin binding; protein kinase A regulatory subunit binding; Arp2/3 complex binding. Bases 509 to 2179 code for a protein of 556 amino acids.
GAUUGGCCGGCGCAUCAUGACGGCUCCAGGUAAACGGGCCAAUACUGCGAGCGCGCACGUCAGCCGCGAGCCUCCCACGAGCCUCCCACGAGCGCAGCGGCGGUUGCAUGGAACGCUUUUCUCGCGCCCCAACAAUAGAGUGGUCAAACAGAGGGACACUCUUUGUUGUUUCUAAACACACUGAUAGCUUCAGCGGACCUGCUUUGAUGCCCAUUCCGCCGACAUCCACCCGGAGUUUCCCUUUGGAAAAAAAGGUGCCUGGACCCUUCUCCGCCGCCGCCUCUUCCAGCAGGAGUACGCUUGAUAACAGAGACAGUACAAUCAUGGAUCCGACCCGGGGAUUUAAAUUCUCGGACACGGUGGCACGCUCUGCCGCUCAGUGAGGAUGGACAGAAAAUAAGAGGAAUUUUAACAAACGUAUCAGUUGACUGGGUAGCAGUACAAGGGAGAGCAAGGGAGAAGAAGAAGAAAGGGAAAGACAGUGAUGUAGUGGUGUCGCAGCAGAAGGAUGCCGCUGGUGAAGCGCACCAUCGAGCCCAGGCACCUGUGCCACACAGUGCUGCCAAGGAACAUCAAGAAUGAGCUGGAGUGUGUGACUAACAUCUCCUUGGCCAACGUCAUACGCCAGCUCAGCAGCCUCAGUAAAUAUGCAGAGGACCUGUUUGGAGAGCUGUUCAACGAGGCCCACACCUUCUCUUUCCGAGUCAACUCCCUGCAGGAGCGCGUGGACCGCCUCUCCAUCAGUGUCACACAGCUGGACCCCAAAGAAGAGGAACUGUCUCUCCAGGACAUCACCAUGAGGAAGGCAUUCAGGAGUUCCACAAUUCAGGACCAGCAGCUGUUUGACCGCACGUCGCUGCCCAUCCCGCUGCAGGAGACCUUCCAGACAUGCGAGCAGCCGCCGCCCCUCAACAUCCUCACGCCCUACAGGGAUGACGGGAAGGAGGGUCUGAAGUUCUACACCAAUCCAUCCUACUUCUUCGACCUGUGGAGAGAGAAGAUGCUGCAGGACACAGAGGACAAGAGGAAGGAGAGGCGGAAACAGAAGUUGCAGGACCCCCGCAUGUAUGAUCAGGUCUAUAGGUACUUAGACCUUCCAGGGCAGCUGAAGGCAAUAGACCGUCCACAGGAGCCGGAGAAGGUACCACGGGUGCCUCACGACCGCAAAAAGGAGUGGCAGAAACUGGCGCUGGGUGCAGAGCUCGCCCAAGACAUUCCAGACGACAAACACAGAGAGGCCAACGGAUCUGCAGGUUACCACGAAAACAGGGCUCCCUUGUACAUGGAACAUUUGGACGGGCCCUUCUCGCUGGCGGCGCUGCCCUACACCCAGAUGAACGAGCUGCUGAACCGUACCGGGGACAGAAUGUAUUCACGGCCCCACGACCCUCCUCCGCCUCCACCUCUCAUGCACCCACUGGGAGAGAUCAAGCCACCCUCAGUGAUCAGUUCCAGUUCAGGUUUUUCCGACAGCAGACCCCAGUCUCCAGCCAGGACAGCAGGCCACAACUCCAACACUCCUCCUCCACCGCCUCCCCCUCUCCCCCCUCCGCCUCCCCCAUUACCAUCCGCGAGCCUGCGGGGCACUCCUCCUCCACCCAUUCCUCCUCUGCCGCUCCAGCAGCAGCUCCCGGCCAUCCCGCCUGCCCCUGCUCCUCUCCAGAUCGCCCCGGGUGUUCUCCACCCCGCCCCACCACCCGUGGCGCCUCCCCUCCACUCCUCCUCCCCGGCCCGUCUCCAACACAUGUUGGACAGGGGCCAGCCCCUGGGCUCCGGGACCCAGUCGGACGGCAGCAUCCUGCCUCCUCCCCCGCCGCCCCCUCCUCUGCCUCUCCCCGGAGCGCGGAGCUCCUCGCCCUGUCCGUCAGGCCCGCCACCUGUGCCGGCCUUCCCCUCAGCAGGAGCCAUGGCCUCCCCGCCGCCCCACACCCUCCACGAUGUCGGGGCCAAGAGGCACCACCCAGCCAAUCUGCCGCCCAUCAGCGAUGCACGCAGUGUUCUGUUGGAAGCCAUCAGAAAAGGCAUCCAGCUGCGGAAAGUGGAGGAGCAGCGAGAGCAGGAGGCUAAACAUGAGCGCGUCGGCAAUGACGUGGCCACGAUCCUCUCGCGCCGCAUCGCGGUGGAGUAUUCCGACUCCGAGGACGAGUCAGAGUUCGACGAAGGAGACUGGAUGGAGUGACGACGAUCACAAAGCAGCGUCGGCAGCAGAGGGAAUUAAAAAAAAAAAGUGUUCAGGUGCACCCCCCCCCUCCUCCUCCCCUCCUCCCCAAACCAGCCCUGCACUCCACACCUCGCCAUCAGAAGAGUCCUUUGUACUCUGGAGGGAAGCCAAACAUCGCUGCUGCCCACUUCUCCUCUGUCCAGCUUUUUGUUUUUUUAUCUCGUCAUAUCUCUGUCUCGUUGUGGUUCGUGUUCUGAGGGGAAUCUCCACGUCGUCCUCGUCUGGUCUCUCCAGCGUCUCCGAGAGAAUUUUUUUUUUUUUUGCAUUCAUUCUUUUCUGCACUACCACACGACCUUUGUUUCUGCUGGAUUUCUCGUGACGAAAUCCCCUCUUGUUUACUCUUGUGAUACAUGAAGAUAACUUUUUUUGAGGAAACCACUUGUUUUCGUUUCAUAUCUGUGCGUCGAUGUGUUAAAAAAAACCCAAAACAAAACAAAAAAAAAAGGAAAAAAUGAAGGCAUGUUGCAUUUAUCCUUAGUUUCUCCAGCACCAUUUUGCUACCUGGUGGCUGAACACGGCAUUGAACGAAUGCUGUUUUUAUUUUAUCGUCUUUUUAUUUACCUUUUAUCCGACGGAACGUUUGCAGUUUGAUCCGGGCCAGUAGCUGCUGAUACUGACCACUACAUGAACAGUCACUCAGUGCUGAACACCGGCUGGGUUGUCUUUUUGUUUUUCCUCUCUUGCUACCAGGACUGACUUCACCACUUAGCACAAGCAGAAGAUUGUGUCAGUAUGUCAUGGGAUGAUUGCUGUACGGUUGAAAAUGAAUAAGGGGGGUGGGGGAGCGUUAAGGCGUGUGCAUAUCCAUCCACUUACAUCUAACUUUUUAGCCCAGGGAAAUGUAUGCCAAGAGAUUGAGAUUUCUUUUUUUUUCCUUUUCUUGUCUGUCAAGGCUCUGCAGAGCCACGUACGCUCACAUGUAGACAUCAGGCAAUGUCAGAGAGAAACACUGAGCCAUUGGUUUUUAGUCAUAUCGGGCUCCCAUCCUGUUCUCAAGCUCUUCGCCACAGAAACGGACACUGGAAGCGAUUAGAUGCUGUAGACACACAUCAGAUUUUCCUGCCUCUCUUAAUUAUCCCUGAUGAAUCGUCAGCGUGCCAGGGGAAUACUUUUGAUUUUCGAGCAAGGUACCUACGAUAAUGAGAGUCCGACCACCACCAGGUACAGACCCACUCGCCACCACCGAAGGCAGCUCUUCCCUCAGAUCCCCCUUUUACUGUGUACCUGCCCACUAACGAGAAGCCUUACCUCGUUUGGUUCUGCAGCAGCAACUGUUGAUCAAAAGAAUACACUCCGUUUGAUACUGCCUUUUCAGGCGUGAAAGAGAAGGAUACAUUCUGCCUUGUUUUGGCUCAUUUCAAAGAAAAUGUCUGCCAUCCUUUUCCGUUUGUUCGUUUGUUCUUUCUUCUACUUGCCUUAUUGUUCGUACAAAACGUAUCGUUGAGUUGAUGAAUGUAUCGUGCUGUUACUACUUACUUGCCUGCGCUUGUAUGGAUUUGCUGUUUCUGUGUUCGGGGGGUAAAAAGGGACGGAGGGGACAGAAACCCUGGUUUAAAAAAAAAAAAAGAAAAAGAUUAGAUCAAUACUGUAUACCAUGUAACUUAUGUAACUGUUGACUGUAACAGUUUGCUUGAAUUAAUAAAAAUCUAAUGUUAUGUUUCAGCCCUAAA